UCUGACGCUUAGAGGAGAGCAUGACUUACAUUCACACAUCAAGACUAUAUUUUGGGCUUCUGUUCUUAAUUUUGUCCUUUCAACGAUGCUGUUCAGCAGCUGCUCUGAGUGUGCAGUGUAAGAUCAUCAACCUCGAGUAUGUGGAGUGCAUCUGGCACCCAAACACAUCAACAGCAAACUACACCUUCAGCAGUGGAUUUAUAAAUGACGCCUCCCAUGACUGUACAGAAUACGUCUUGGAGCACAAUUACACUAUAGGCUGCAGAAUUCUUCUCAAAAGACCCGAGCAGAGGUUUACAACAUUUAAAACAACUGUAUUCACUGAAGGAAACCACACUAUUAUAACACAUUUUGAUUCCCUCCAGAGAAAUGUGCUGCUAAAUCCACCCUAUAACCUGUCAGUGAUGUGGAAUGAGCACAACAGCACACUUUUACUACAGUGGGACAGCAGUGCCCCCCUCUCAAAAAAGUGUGUAGUCUAUAUGGUGCGCAUUCUAAGCAACCAGAAAGACGCAAACCAGUUGUCAAACGUGAUAGAAAAGUCAUACAGUCUCUCUCAGGUCUCACAGAACAAGCACUAUGUUUUCCAAGUCCGGAGCUCUGUUGCUGAAGACUGUAGUCCUUCAGAUUUCUGGAGUGACUGGAGCGCUCCGGUGGAGUGGGGCAGUGCAGAGAACAUCAGCAAACAAGGCUGGUGGCAGUGGUUGUAUGGUAUUCUGUCAGUCUUUCUGCUGUUGUUGCUGGGUUUGUUGUUGUGCUAUUGUGAGAGGAAAAGAAUCAUCUUACUUCCAGUUGUGCCUGACCCUAGCAAGAACCUACAGGAUUUGUUCCAUAAACAUGAUGGAAAUGUUGAGAGCUGGGUUCACAUCUCCAGAGAGCUGAAGGAAGCUUUUGAGCCAGACUACACAGAGCUGUCCUGCGAUGUGUGUGAGGUAACGUCCCCUUGUGACGCCGGUCCCACACCUGUGGCCAGUCCCGCUUCUCAAACUGACAAGUGUGAUGAACCGAGCACUGAAGAAGAGCCUGCAGAAUAGCAGAGCUCAUACGCCAUUCACCUGUACUGUCAUCCAAUCCAACUUUAUUUGUUAAGCACUUUUAAACAA
This is a messenger RNA of Rhinichthys klamathensis goyatoka, 1103 nucleotides long. RefSeq names its product interleukin 2 receptor, gamma b (gene il2rgb). Gene Ontology annotation, molecular function: protein binding; cytokine receptor activity. Gene Ontology annotation, cellular component: external side of plasma membrane; membrane. Lineage: Eukaryota; Metazoa; Chordata; Actinopteri; Cypriniformes; Leuciscidae. Bases 21 to 1034 code for a protein of 337 amino acids. The transcript is spliced from 8 exons. The record is from RefSeq and is a predicted model, not a curated record. Gene Ontology annotation, biological process: cytokine-mediated signaling pathway.